This is a messenger RNA of Thunnus maccoyii (southern bluefin tuna), 4170 nucleotides long. Its product is annotated as histone-lysine N-methyltransferase SUV39H1-like. Bases 88 to 1323 code for a protein of 411 amino acids. The transcript is spliced from 6 exons. Lineage: Eukaryota; Metazoa; Chordata; Actinopteri; Scombriformes; Scombridae. The record is from RefSeq and is a predicted model, not a curated record. Gene Ontology annotation, molecular function: histone H3K9 methyltransferase activity; protein binding; zinc ion binding. Gene Ontology annotation, cellular component: nucleus.
UCCAAUCAGCAGCCGCUAAAGUCUACUCUGCUGCAGGAUCCUUCCCACCAAUGUAGUUUCUGCUAUUUUGGCGGCUGUGCGGAAAACAUGGCGGAAAUUUUAAAAGAUUGCAGUGUGCCCUGUAAGCUGUCCUGGGAUGAUCUUGAAGCCCUGUGUCGCAGAGAGAGGCUGCAUUGUAAACAGCUGGGGGUCAGCAGAGCCAACGUCAACGAGUACGAGGUGGAGUUCCUCUGUGACUACAAGAAGACCAAGGAGGAGGAAUUCUACCUGGUCAAAUGGAGGGGCUUCCCAGAGUCAGACAACACCUGGGAACCCAGGAGGAACCUCAAAUGCCCCAAACUGAUGAAGCAGUUCCACAUGGAUCUGGAAAAGGAGCUGAGGCGCCACAAGAGACGCAGCAUCCCUAAAAAGCUGGACAAGGAAGUGUCGUUCUUCCUGAUUCAGAAAGCCAAACUCCGUCUGAGUCUGCAGCGCUGGGAGGCCCAUUUAAACUACACUCGCAACCACCCCGGUCGCAUCUUUGUCCAGAACGACGUGGACCUUGAGGGCCCACCGAAAAACUUCACCUACAUCAACAAUUACAAAGUGGGCCAGGGCAUCGUAUUAGACGAGAUGGCUGUGGGUUGUGAGUGUAAGAACUGUUUUGAGGAGCCAGUGAACGGCUGCUGCCCCGGGGCCUCUCUGCACCGCAUGGCCUACAACGACCGGGGCCAGGUCCGGAUCCGACCGGGACAGCCCAUAUAUGAGUGUAACUCCCAGUGCAGCUGUGACCCUGACUGUCCCAACAGAGUGGUGCAGAAAGGCAUCCAGUUCGACCUGUGCAUCUUUAAGACAGAGAACGGCCGGGGAUGGGGCGUCCGCACGCUGCAGCAUAUCAAGAAGAACACAUUCGUCAUGGAGUACGUGGGCGAGAUCAUCACGACAGAUGAAGCAGAGAGGCGGGGCCACGUCUACGACCGCCAAGGCUCCACGUACCUGUUUGAUCUGGACUAUGUGGAGGACGUGUACACAGUGGAUGCAGCACAUCAAGGCAACAUCUCUCACUUUGUCAACCACAGUUGUAACCCCAACCUGCAGGUAUUCAACGUGUUCAUCGACAACAUUGACGAGAGGCUCCCGAGAAUCGCUUUGUUUUCAACACGAGCCAUCCAGGUGGGAGAGGAGCUCACCUUCGACUACAAGAUGCAAAUUGAUCCAGUCGACACAGAAAGCACCAAAAUGGACUCCAGUUUCAGUUUAGCGGGACUCCCCAGCUCUCCGAAGAAGAGGAUUCGAGUGGAGUGCCGGUGUGGAUCAGACUCGUGUAGAAAAUACCUGUUCUGACACGGUACCGCUGGUAACAGAACAGUCAUCCGGGGAAAGAUGUGGAAAAUUGUACAGAUUUUUAUACAAAUGUUUCUUUUUCCUGACUUCAUGAAAGCUGAAGUCCAACAUGUGAACAUGACAAACUGCAACCUAACAUACUCCGACAGAGUGCAGAGCCUCUUGGUUUCCCAUCAACUGAACACUGCAUCAGUGCUUUAAGAUAUCUUUCUCCGUCCCAUUUUAAAUUUCAGGAUAGAUGAUAGAAGAGUGAUCUAGCGUGUAUAUUAGCCCGUCCAUACGGAGUGCAGCACAUGAAUGAACGGCCGUUUACUUCUUCAUUGAACCUUUACUGUCGCUGGUUAUUUGCCCGAGACUUUUCCUGACAUGUGGGUGAUAAUUGCAGUUUACUACAACUUGGGUCUUUGGUGUGUUUUGACUUGUCAGAGCGCUGUAGUGAUGUCACUGCGGGUGGGAGACGAUGUAAUAAACUGGAAACUUAUAACAACUGCACUGUGUUAAUAAUCUACAUGAAUCCAGGAGGCCACGUACGGAUUAAACCAGGUAAACUAAAUGUACAAGGUAGAUAUUCAGUGACGGUGUUCAGUGUGAGUUUGGUCUGAUCCGCCUGGUGGACGACGAGAUGGAUUCAGCUGCUGUCAGGUCCGUUAUAAACUGUCAUGAACUUUUUAAAAGUAUUAUUGGAGUCGUAUUUUACAUGUUGUGGCUACUCUGAGGAACAGAUCAUUAUGUCGACGCCUGAGUGACAGAACGUGGACACUGAUGGAAGAGUAAUUCUCCAACAAAUGAUCACACAGUUGUCAUGAAAGGUUUUGGGCAAACAGUCGGCACAUUCGUAGAAAAAUAAUAGAGAUGAAAAGAAACUGUGUCAGUGAGCAGGCUUCCACUCUGGCCGUGUUCAGACCAAACCAGACGCUGCGGCGCACAUCUGCAGGGGGGGUGAGGUUGUUUAUUUGUAAUCACUGUGAACCAAUCAGAAAAUAACGUUUUAUUCCUCUCAUUCGACUCUCUCUCUCUCUCUCUCUCUCUCGUCUUUUUCCGUUAAAUGACAGUAAAGUCUAACUUUACUUUUAAAGUUAUCAAACAAAAGGAAACGUCCUCCCCUCGUUCUCAUGGCAGCUCUGAUCAGUCUGAUCGCUGGCUGUGAUGUUGGGUUGCGUUUUUCAUUCUAGAUCAGUUUUCUCGCCACAGGCCUCUGCAGCCCUGCAGCCCCAACGCACAACCCCCCCCCCUCAGUCAUCUGAAUGGGGGCAGUGCUCUGAGUCAGCGGGGGAGCCAACGCAGAAGGCUCAGCAAAACAAUGCAGGGUUGUCCCAUUAAACCCCCCCCCACCCCCCCUCUCCAAAACAGACAAGCUGACGUUGACGCCCUCCUCACGCAGCGAUUGGCCAGCUGUGUGGCGGUGAGGGAGGAGUCAGGAGUCAGUCUUCUCUCUCAAGCCUUAUCAUUCAUAAUGCAACUAUUUAUGUCACUCUUCAUGUGAACAGCCGAGUGCAACACUAUGACUGCUGGUGUCCCCCCCCGCCCCCCGCCCCCCUUUGAGUGAAGCUGUUUCUAUAAACAGGGACAACACAUCCUAACAACCAGUUCUGAACAACCAUCAAUGGACUCGAACCGUCUGAGAGCAAAUAUGAUUCUGUUUCUCUCUAAACUGAGAUUUUCUAUGUUUUGUUGUUUAUCGUUUGUAUUUAUUUGGACUUGAAUUAUAAAACACUAAAAAAAAGUAAACAAAAAUAAUAAAUUGAGAUUCUGUAGUUGUGAGGUUCAUAGUGCUUUUAUUUCUUUUACCUUCAGUCUCGUCACUCGUGUGGUCGUUGAGGUCUUAAUAUGAAUCAGAACCGGUUUUUAAGAUGUGUUGUCCAGAGUCCACACUGGACGCCAUCACACCUUACUGCCUCCCUGAUCUCUCUACAUCAACUCUUGGUCUUCCUGUGUCCUCGUAGUCCUGACGACACUCUGAGUCUCUCCUCCAACAGUCAUUGUGUGGCAUUCACUUGAUCACAUGGAGAGUGAAGUCUGUGAAGUGGACAGGUUGUCACUUUCUAUUUGAAAGUUACAAAACUGGAUACAGCCCCCGCCCCACCACCACCACUCCAACCACAAUCUGCCGUCAGAAGGGUUUCAGAUGAUCUGACAGGCACUUCAGGUCUUUAGUCUUCAAACACCUCUGACUUGUCAGUGUUGAGCUGUGACCGCCUUUCCACUCCUAAUCAACAUGUCAUGCAGAUCUACCAGAGAUGUGGUUUCCAUGCAGUCAGCUUGCACCUACAGACAAACUGCUGUGAGGAAGUGACUCGCUGGGUGUGUCUGUGUGCUCGGUGCUCCCGUUACCAGCCACAGAGCUGGAGGAUCAUCCGCACAUUACAAAAUAUAGUUUUCUGGACAUGUUUCAUACCUGGAUACUACUUCAGUGUCAUUGUGGGGGAAACUCUGUUUGGGUUAAAGGCUCAGUUCACCCAGAUUACAACAAAAAAACUAUUUCCCACUUACUUUCUACCAAAGAAAUGGUUCCCAUGAAAACUGACUCAACUUCUCAAGACUCAACUGAUAAAACUCAAACUAUCUGCAUGGCCCAACACCAAGAGGGUAAGUGGAUCUUUUUAGUUGUGAUUAUGGUGAACUGGCCCUUUAAUGGUGAUGUGAGUUGAGGGGGAUCUAUAAUUACAAUGUCUAUCUACUUUGGGUCGCUCUAGUGAUUGUAUACAGUCUGUAUUUUGUGGUCAAAUAGCUGAUUGUUUUACAGUGUGUAUAUUUAAAUGUUUUAGUUAUUAAUGCUUGUUUUUUAUCAGUGUGAUUUUCUUAUAGGUGAAGAACAAAAACAAUGUAAAUAAAUGGUUAUAAAGAUAA